Messenger RNA from Gastrolobium bilobum, 1115 nucleotides. RefSeq names its product ER lumen protein-retaining receptor A-like. The record is from RefSeq and is a predicted model, not a curated record. Gene Ontology annotation, molecular function: ER lumen protein retrieval receptor activity. The transcript has 6 exons. The coding region runs from base 115 to 762 and encodes 215 amino acids. Gene Ontology annotation, cellular component: cis-Golgi network; endoplasmic reticulum; membrane. Gene Ontology annotation, biological process: protein retention in ER lumen; endoplasmic reticulum to Golgi vesicle-mediated transport. Lineage: Eukaryota; Viridiplantae; Streptophyta; Magnoliopsida; Fabales; Fabaceae.
UAGAAAACGCACACCAUUUUCGAUUCCAUUGCAUUUCUCCGUUCCCUUCCAUUCCAUUGUUCUGCUCAGUUCUCUCUCUCUCUCUCUAGGGCUAAGCCAUUCAUCAACGGAGCCAUGAACAUCUUCAGGCUCGCCGGUGACAUGACCCAUCUUCUCAGCAUUCUCGUUCUCCUCCUCAAAAUCUACGCUACCAAAUCAUGUUCAGGGAUUUCUCGUAAGACUCAAGAGCUAUAUGCAAUGGUGUUUGUGACACGUUAUUUGGACCUGUUCACGGACUUCAUCUCCGUUUACAACACCACCAUGAAGCUGGUGUUCAUUGCGAGUUCCUUGGCCGUUGUGUGGUACAUGCGUGUUCACCCUAUGGUCAGGAGAAGUUAUGAUAGGGAACUCGACACGUUUCGCCAUUAUUUUCUUGUUGGGGCUAGCUUUGCUUUGGCACUUGUCUUGCAUGAGAAGUUCACCUUUCAAGAGAUUUUCUGGGCAUUUUCAAUAUACUUGGAGGCAGUGGCAAUACUGCCCCAGUUGGUUUUGUUGCAACGAAGUGGAAAUGUUGACAAUUUGACUGGUCAAUAUGUAUUCUUUCUUGGUGCAUAUCGUGCAUUUUACAUUCUGAACUGGAUAUACCGCUACCUGACUGAACCGCGCUUUACUCGAUGGAUAGCUUGCAUCUCAGGUGUCGUUCAGACAGCUUUGUAUGCAGAUUUCUUCUACUAUUACUUCAUCAGCUGGAAGAACAAUUCAAAACUAAAGUUGCCUGCUUGAAUUAUCUCAAGGUUGUUUUGGAAUUUGGACCCUUGUGAGAUGAGUCACUGCUGGAUUUUUCAGAGCGUGGUUUGGAUGAUGUUUAGUUUAGAGAAAGACGAGAUAAGGCCAAGUCCGCCCCCUACUCAUGAGUGGGGUAAAUGGGAUUUUCUUUUUCUUUUAUUUUGUACGAGGGUAAAUGGGUUUUAACUUCUGAUGAUAUAACCGUCUCGUAGCAAUUCAAGAUUAGGUUAAAUGCAAAUGUCAUAUGUGAUUAUAUGUUUUGUAGAUUCACGUCUCCAUUGCAUAUUAUUGUACAGUUUGUAGUGUAAUGUAGCUGAUUUUUGGUUAUGAUAAGAAUGAUUCCUGGCUUA